Molecule: messenger RNA, 1065 nt
Organism: Terrapene triunguis (Three-toed box turtle)
Lineage: Eukaryota; Metazoa; Chordata; Testudines; Emydidae
Product: zona pellucida-binding protein 1
Exons: 9
Coding region: 1-1065 (354 amino acids)
Biological process (GO): acrosome assembly; binding of sperm to zona pellucida
Cellular component (GO): extracellular region; zona pellucida receptor complex; acrosomal vesicle
Source: RefSeq, a predicted model, not a curated record
AUGCUAGCUUUGGCAUCACUAUUUGAAAACUCCUCAAGGUACUGCUGCCACAGCUCCAUUGCACAUCCAGGCAACUCUGCUGGGGGAUCUGACAUAGGAAUACAGUGGGAACCUUCGAAGUGGAGACACAGGGAUUCAGUUCAGUCUUCAAGGAGAUUCUCAGGAAUUGCAAAUCCAAACCAUAAUGAUUUGAAAAUAGUAGGAUCAACCACAUUUCCAGUCAAAAUUUAUGUCAAGGUGAAUCACAACAGUCCACGUAUUCUGUGUGUAACAAAUCGGCUACGAAAUUCAGAGCUGAUAGAUCCAGUAUACCAAUGGCAUGGACCAGGAGGUGACCUUGUUGCAGUCGAAAAUAGCAGUGUGAAAAUAACACCAACAGGAACCCUAAUAUUCAGACACUUCAAAUACGACAUGAGUGGAAUUUACACUUGUUCCCUCGUUUUUAGACCAACUGCAGAGCAGGCUGAAAAAAACUAUUUGCUCAAAUAUGUUAUUUAUGCUUAUUCUGAUCCUAACUUUUACUAUGAGUUUACAGCCCGGUAUCAUGCAGCCCCUUGCAACAGUAUCUACAAUAUUUCUUUUGAGAAGAAGUUGCUUCAAAUACUAAGCAAACUUGUCACUGAACUUUCUUGUGAGGUUACUUUACUCAAGGCAGAGUGCCAUCAUGUAAAAAUGCAGAAAGCAGGUCUACAAAAUGAAAUCUUCUUUACUUUUACAGUUUCUUCUUUAGAUACAGAAAAAACCAACAAUCCAUGUCAGCAAAAGAGUUGUGAUACUGCUAAAAGAUUAAAGAAGGCAAAAGACCUUAUAGAGAGAUUUUUUAACCAACAAGUGGAAGUGCUGGGGAAACGUUCUGAACCCUUACCUGAAAUAUACUAUAUUGAAGGUACUCUGCAAAUGGUAUGGGUUAAUCGCUGCUAUCCAGGAUAUGGAAUAAAUGCUCUGAUACAUCCAGAUUGUCCUGAUUGUUGUGUUGUCUGCAGCCCAGGAUCAUAUAAUCCCCACGAUGGAGUUCACUGUCUUCAGUGCAACCAUACUUUGAUAUACGGAGCAGCAAAAUGUUAG